AGUGGAGAGUGGGGUGAUGGGGGAUGCAAGAAUCAGCCAGACUUUGAUAGGACAUCUUUCAAGUAUGGGCAAUGGGAAGGAUGAUGGUGCCAUUAACAAAAAUGGGGUGGGCAGGUUCAUUAAUAAAGAUGACUUCAGUUUUGGACAUAAUUAGGGUUGAGGCAGGUCAUCUGUAGAAAUGCUCAAACGGCAUUAAUUGAAGAUAAGGGGCUAAUUCCAGGGCAAAAAUUGGACCAGGUGUAUAUAUUGGGGAGUUACCUGCACAGAGCUGACAAUCCAGAAUGGUAAGAUAAUUCAGAAUACUAGACGUGGGAAAGAAUGAAGCACCUAAUGGGCCCUAAUGGCUGUGGCACUAUAGUAGGUGUUAGUCACACUUAAGGGACAGGAUGAUGGGUCUACCAAGGAAUACAGUCUGUUACUGGAGGAAAACCAGGAAAGCAGUGUCCCAGAAGCCAAGGGGAAAAGAUAAUAAAAGAGCCCGGAGUGGGCAAUGUAGAAUUCAGAAUUGGAGGCGAUCACAUCCUAAACCUCAUCAUCACCCAAUGAUUGGCUGGAAGGAAGUUGUAAGAGUGUGUGUGAGUAGGAGAACUGAUGGAAUUUGAAGGCCAGGGUAAUUGGUAAUCAACGUGAAUACUGAAGGUCCCAACAAUAACAGGAAUAAAAAUGGACAAAAAAAUCUCAUCCAUCUGUUCAAGUAAAUUAAGAAAGGGAAUAACCUGGAGGUCAGGGUGAAGUUAACAGGACCUUAUCAAUUUCAAGAGGCACGUCUGGUAUAGCAGUGGAGGAAGAAUAAGUAUGCUGAUUCCUGGUCCGAGGAGGGAAGGAGAGAGUGAAAGUGAUAAAGCAUUCCCAUUGGAAAAGAUAGCCAGGGACUUUCAGGAGAAAUCCAGAAGACAGACGUUUAGGAGACAAAGAAUGAAAGGGUGGUGUUUACAACAGAAGAGGGUUUGUGGACCUUGAAGGAGCGCUGGGGCUAGGGCAGGAUAGGUCUGAGCCGACGAUGAGUGCUAAGGGGCCACUGGGGAAAGGAUAUUUGCUCGGAUCAAAUGACAGACCUUGCCCCGCCCUUCAGGAAGUAAAGUCCGUUGGGAACCAAGCCUGGUUUUGCUCAGUCUGCUCUUUUUUCAGGCUCUUAUAAAUGCUCACUUGUACUACGUUUCACAGCAUGCUGAAGCAAGGAGCCGCUGAAAAGGAGUAAAAAUCCACGACAUGGUAUAAUUUGCUUUUCUUCUUAAACUGCCUUACUUGAUGAGGCUUUCUUUCCCGAGUUUCACAUCGAAAGGAUUGUCUUAGGAGUGAGAGAGAAGUGGAACCAGUUGUCAUGCUGAAGGGGACAAAGUCACAUCCUUAUACUGAACCCCUUGAUGGAGGAUGGGGAUGGAUGAUAGUGUUUCAUUUCUUCCUGGUAAACAUGCUUCUAAUGGGACUGACCAAAACCUUUGCGAUUUUCUUCGUGGUUUUUCAAGAAGAAUUCGGUGGCACUUCAGAACAGAUUGGCUGGAUUGGAUCUUUGUUGUCUUCGUUCCGCUUCAUUGCAGCUCCUCUGGCUGCCACGUUCUGUGAAAAGAUAGGAGAGCAGUUGACGUCCAUUCUCGGGGCCCUCCUUAUCUGCACUGGAUACUUGAUCAGCAGCUUGGCCACAAGCAUCUCCUUCCUCUGUGUAUCUAUGGGGCUUCUACCAGGUCUGGGCUCUGCUUGCUUAUACCAUGCAGCUGCUGUGAUGACUGCUAAAUAUUUCAAAAAACGACUGGCUCUUUCAACUGCUGUUGCUCGUUCAGGGAUGGGGCUGACAUUUCUGCUGGCACCUCUCACAAAAAUCUUGAUAGAUGAAUAUGACUGGCCGGGUACCCUUCUAAUAUUUGGAGGGAUCUCACUAAAUUUAGUGCCCUCCAGUAUGCUCUUACGACCCAUCAGCAUCAAAAGGGAAGAGCACAUGGCUACCAGAAGUCCAGAUGCAGAAAGUCCACUGGAAGUGCCAGCCAGCAAUGAUGGACAGCCGCCUUCCCAUGGAAACUGCUUAGUCAGCAAGGAUGAACCAAUUGGUCAAGGGACAGCAAUCUCAGGAAGCCAAGACAAUGAUGAAGUGGUCUUCAGCAACAAGCCUCGAUUUUACAAGCAGCUCAUUGAUGCCUCUCUAUUUAAGAACCCUUUAUUCUACAUAUUCACCUGGUGCUUUCUAUUCGGUCAGCUGGCAUAUUUCAUCCCUACUUUCCAUUUGGUAGCAAGAGCUAAAACUCUGGGGAUCGACACCAUGGAUGCCUCCUAUUUAAUUUCAAUGGCUGGUAUCACAGAGACACUCAUGCAGCUACUGUCUGGAUGGGUUGCUGACCAAAACUGGAUCAAGAACUAUCACUACUACAAGGCUUACCUCGUCCUCUGUGGCAUCACUAACCUGCUCGGUCCUUUAGCCACCACAUUUCCUCUACUCAUGACCUACUCCAUCUUCUUUGCCAUUUUCUGUGGCUGUUAUUUGGCACUGGUGCUCCCUGUAAUGGUUGAUUUCGCUGGGAAUUCUGCACUAAACCGGUUUUUGGGGUUUGCUGCGUUUUUUGCUGGCGUGGCUAUUCUUUCUGGACCACCCAUAGCAGGUAAUUAUCUACCUUCCAAGGGAAUCAACAGGAAAGUAUUGGUACAUGCUAAGUUUCUAUCAACAUUCUACCAAAAAGGAACCAUUUCAUUCCUGACUUGUUUCCUUGCCUUUUCCUCCUCCUCUUCCCCAAAUGAUCUAUGUGCUAUUCUCCAAACCUGAGCUCCAUCUUCUGACUCUACGCUCCUACAGAUUCAGUCAUGCCUGUAAUGCUCUCCUUCUCUUCAUUUCCACCUCUUAAAAUCCCUGGCUUCCUUUAGGGGGUCAGCUCAAGGGCCACUUCCUAUGGGAAGUCUUUACUGGUCAACAAAGGUUAGCGGUCAUUCUCUCCUCAAAUUCUUUUGUUCACUUCUUGGUGUAUAUGUGAGACCCCCUACAAAACAGAGGAGGCCAGGGGCCAUUUUUCAGCUUUGUCCUCACAUCCCCAGUGCUUACAUGCUUAAUAAAUGCCUGCUGAAUUCAGUCUUCUCAAGGGAAUAGGUUUGGGGGAAAGAGUUUGGCCCAACUAUGUUAUAGGCAGCUGUUACCCUACACACAGAGCUUUUCAGGCUCCAUGGUAACAGCUCACUGGGAUGGAUCUCAUGGGAACGACCAGACCAUCACUGAGACAGAUUCCCAACAGUUUCCGCCUCACCAGUCGCGUCCUUGCCUCUGCAGCAGGGCCAUGGUGAAGGUGUCUCCCUAGAUUCUUAUCAUUCCACAACAGCCUGGAGAUCAGUCGUUUGACUUUUCAGGAGAAACUGCGGGUAAAACAUCAUCUGGACUAAUAAGAUUAGAACAAAACGUGACAGAAAAGUCUUGUGGGGAAAGCAUUUGCAGAUGUGGGCCCUGACAAAUGUGGAAAGCUGAGCAGAAUGACGGCAGGUCUAUGCUUCGUUCUGUUAACUUCUCCAGACUAAAAAUCCAACUUCAAUUUACCUUUUUUUUUUUAAAUGCUCACCUGGAUAUCUGUUCUUAAACAAGGUCAACAUAUUGAGAGCUAGAGUUGGAGGGGGUGAGGAACAAUUUUUAGGGGAAGAUGUUUGAAUGCUAGACAAUAAAUAUAAAGCUUUCCAAACAUCUGGUAAAAAUACAGCCACUAGAAACUCACUUUUAUGCUUCCUCCAGCCAUGACCAGUAUUGGAGACAAGGAGGGAUCUGAUUUUGCACCUUUCAUUUUUCACCUAGGUAGUUUAACGUUCAGACACUGUAAAUUUAAGAGUCAAUAAAGGGCAAAGAUCAAAAGGGAAUUUUUAUUUUAGCAUCUGAAUUUAUUUUAUUUUAGCAUCUGAAGUUAAAUUAGGGGGUCCCUUUAAAGAAAGAAAGUUACAUGUGAAGAAGAAAAAAUGCACAGGACUACAUUUAAAGUCCAAGUUUGCAUAUAGUGAAAUGGAGAAAAGGGAAAUUUAUACAACCAGAUUCCAGAUUCCUUUCUCUGAACACUCCUUCUUCUACCUGCAAAGAUAAAUGCUAUUUGGCAAAACACUAUCUAUAUUUCAUGUGGGGAAUACAGACUGGCAUUUUUAAGAUCUAGUAUCAGAAUUAAGUUUUACAGGAAACUAUAGGGAGGAGGCCAAGUACCAGAAAGUGCCCAACAGAGUGCUUGCAUGGUUAGUGCCAACAUCAACAAGUACUGAUGAGAGUCUGAAUUUAGUUUGCAUCUCUGUAAUAUGAAUAUUGCCUAGUAGGCUAAUCCUUUCAGGUCAAGAGCACAAGGUAAGAAAUGUCUCUCAAUAAUAUAGCAACUAGAGAUUAUAUAAUUUCAUUCAUAAUUCUAAAGGUAGAAUCCAGAGAUCUGAAAUUCUAAUGUGUUUAAACUUUUAAAAAUAAAUUUAAAGAUUUCAGCAAAUUGGACAACUAAAAGAAGGGCUUGAGGGGUAAGAGGAAGGACAGGAAGAAAGGGAGAAUUACAAAACAAAAUACUUAGAAAGAGGGUAAGCAGAGAAAUCACAAGAAACGUUCUAACUUCCAAACUCUGUGCCAUAACCUAUGGAUGUAUUUUUUUUUCUGAAAACAAAAAACCCAUAAAUCUUAAAUUCUAAUUUUUCUUAUAGUCAAGGAAAGGGAUAAGGUUAUUGCUAGAAAGCAAAUGUUUUUGUAUAAGGAUCUUUGAGUCUAGGGGCUUGUUUGAUUUAAUUUCACUCUAACUACUAUGGCAGCUCAAACAAAAUUAUGCUAAACCCCUCUCCCUGACAGCAGUGCUGACCUGAUUAGAAGCAGCAGAAGGGAGAAUCCUCCAGCAUCUUCCUGGUUACACAAUUGACUGGGAAGGCCUUUCUUGAACAGCAGCAGUCAGAUGUAUGUCUCUCAUCCCUACUCCAAUGCUGAGCAGUGAAGCAGCAGCAGAAAUAUUAAACCACUGACUGACUCAAGUCUUUUCAACAGGGACAGGAUUUUUCAACAGGAUUUGUCUUAAGAAUUAUCUAUGACAAAAUGCCAGAAACAAAGCCAAAGAUGGGCCUUUCCACUCUUUUAAUGCACAUUACAAAGAAUGUUCUCUUUCGUGCUAAGUCAACUAUGACUUUCCAGGACCCUCUGUCACAUAAUAAUUCUUCUUCCACAGAAAACAACUUUCCCCACAGAUCCCCAGUCAGAACAUUAAUUAGUUAAUAGCUUACCAGAAAAUUCAUUUUCCCUCUUCCUGUAUGGAAGUGAAACAGGGAAAAA
Vombatus ursinus (common wombat) is the source of this 5233-nucleotide messenger RNA. It is a transcript of the gene SLC16A4, whose product is annotated as solute carrier family 16 member 4. The coding region runs from base 1322 to 2749 and encodes 475 amino acids. Gene Ontology annotation, biological process: transmembrane transport; monocarboxylic acid transport. The transcript is spliced from 8 exons. NCBI's taxonomy places the organism in Eukaryota, Metazoa, Chordata, Mammalia, Diprotodontia, Vombatidae. The record is from RefSeq and is a predicted model, not a curated record. Gene Ontology annotation, molecular function: monocarboxylic acid transmembrane transporter activity.